AUGAAUACCCAGAAACUUAAUAUAAAGGACAGCUACACUCGAAUUUAUUAUGUGGUGUUGCGAAGACGAGCAUGUCACUUUUGCGUCAUCACUUUUUUAACGAAUUUAGGAUUGUUAUGGGUAUCAAUGUUAGAUGGGUCGCCUGCUGUUUGGAAUUUCUUACGAGUGCCAUUUUGGAUCAUGGGCGGAGCGGUGUGGGCGAGCGUAACGAUCCCAAUGAUGAUGUUACGAAGGAGUCAACGUCAGAAGCGACCCAGCUCUUGUUUGACACGGUAUCAAUCUAUAGUCGCGGUCCUUGGCUCUGCUCAACAUCUCGCCGCAUGUGUCCUUCUUAGCAUCAGUUCCUUACUACUUUGGACUUGCUAUGUUGCAGCUGCAAAUGCGCUGAAUGAGGAACCUGAUUUGAAGUUAUUCAAAACUAUGCCGGGGCGUGGAGCAAGUCAGAUAAACGAAAGGCCAAUCUACCUUGCGGCCUCAGCUCUCUUCUGCGCAUUUUACUACUCUUUCUUGCUGACGUAUGAACAGAGGUUUCCAUCCAAACGUGCGGAUCAGCCCGAAGGCUUGAUGAUAUCUCAGCGCAUUUUGAGAACUCUUCCAACAGUUUUCACCCGGGCCAAUCGCUUCAGUUUUCUUUGCUCUGCCCCUUUCCUUCCAUUCUAUCUAAUUUGUCGUCGAUACCUCAUUCGAGCAAUCGUAUUCUCGAAAUAUGUUCAAUUAACCAAGUUCAUUAAGCCACAUUUAGUGAUGAUGAUCAAGUUUAAUUCAAUCUUUACUUUUACCUCUAACCUUCGUUUGGUGAUGUUGAACUGGUUGAUGGUCUCAUGUUGGGAAGUUGUUCAAGCUUUUUGGGAAGUUUAUUUAACCCAACCACUUGCGAUCUCUCAUUUUGCCGAAGAGCCUAACCGGUGUUUACUCGAGGGUCUACGUUCUGUUGAUAUGCGCAUUCAGUACCAUGCCAUUGUUGAACUUGCACAAAUCUCCUGGAGUGAUCCUGCUCGACGAGUCACCAUCUUUCAAGAUAUCAGAACCCAGCGCAAGAUUUUCAAUGCGAUUGUUGAAGAAUGUCUUAGUGUGAUCAGCGCUACCCAAAGGAUGGUCAUCAGUCGUGGCGAAAUGCCACCACCUGUCGAGUCCAUUGGUACACAGGCUAUGUCCACACCACUCAAUACCAAAACAAGUGAUCAUGGUCGUCCUGCUUUAGUAAAAGAUUUACCACAACUUUUCAACGCUCAGCCACAAUCGGAUUCACUCAAAAAGACACUACUAUCCAAAUUGCUCACAUCUCCAGCAGAAACUGGAUCAGAGACUACAUCCACUCCCAGUAUUCCGACAGUUCAACCUACCAGUAAUGGAUAUCAAAUGCCUGAAAUCUUUCAAAGCCCUCGGAAACUAGAUCGUUCGAUCGCGGAUACGAAGAGCAAGUCAUCUUCCUUGGCACUUCCUCCAAGCACCCCCAAGAAAGAAAUGAUAAAAGCAGAGAGCUUUUCUCGUACCCAAAAGAUCAUCCCUAAAGGUUGGGAAAUGGUUAGAAAAAUUCGUGGGGUCGGAUCAUCUGAACGAAUUCGAAGUCUUGAGAAUUGGUUAUUCUUACCAUCUGUAAGAAUGGAAUUGAGACGAACUUUGGAUAAUCAUAGAGCAUGCGCUUUAGCUGUUGAAGCUGUGACAAACUUGAUGUGCGCUUCCUUGACGGAAGAUCAGUAUGGAGUUGCUCAAGAUCAGAUACCAAGAGUGAUGGAAUGUUUAAUCGAAUGUUUAGAAACCGUGAAAGCUUUCAGUUUAACUAUUUGUGAUGAAUAUGGGGCUACUUCGAAUCAUCAAGACCAAAAUGAUGAUGAUCAAACUGAUAAUGGCGCGAAGAGGAUAAGAGACGCAGAAUUGAGGGAAAGUAUGGACGAAUUUGUGACUCCAUUGUUAACACGUUUGAAUGAUGGAAGUGUAGGUAUUUUGAAUCAAUUUGGACCUUAUUUAAAAGAAUGGAGUUUCAGUCCUAAGACUGAUAAAUGGAUUCAAGCUCGGUUUAAGAAGAAUUGA
Molecule: messenger RNA, 2031 nt
Organism: Melampsora larici-populina 98AG31
Lineage: Eukaryota; Fungi; Basidiomycota; Pucciniomycetes; Pucciniales; Melampsoraceae
Exons: 10
Coding region: 1-2031 (676 amino acids)
Biological process (GO): nuclear pore organization; spindle pole body localization
Cellular component (GO): nuclear pore transmembrane ring; spindle pole body
Molecular function (GO): protein-macromolecule adaptor activity
Source: RefSeq, a predicted model, not a curated record